GUGAUCAAGUGUAUUACCCCCGCGAGUACUACAAUCAAUAUGCUGAUAGAAUUUAGGUAGCCUUGUUCUCAAAUUUGCUUUGUUAAAAUCCCCAGCUACAAUAAAUGCAGCCUCAGGAUAUAUGGUUUCCAGUUUACAUAGAGUCCAGUGAAGUUCCUUGAGGGGCGUCGUGGUGUCUGCUUGAGGGGGAAUGUACACAGCUGUGAUGAUAACUGAUGGGAAUUCUCUUUGGAGUUAAUAUGGCCGGCAUUUGAUUGUAAGGAAUUCUAGGUCGGGUGAGCAGAAGGACUUGAGUUCCUGUAUGUUGUUAUGACUACACCAUGAGUCGUUAAUCAUGAAGCAUACACCCCCACCCUUCCUCUUCCCAGAGACGUGUUUAUCUCUGUCGGCGCGCUGCAUGGAGAAGCCCGGUGGCUGAACCGAUUCCGACAACAUAUCCUGAGAGAGCCAUGUUUACGUGAAACAGAGGAUGUUACAAUCUCUGAUGUCUGUCUGGAAGGCAAACCUUGCUCGACAUUUGUCAACCUUGUUGUCAAGAGACUGGACAUUGGCGAGUAGUAUACUCUGGAGCGGUGGGCGAUGUGCACAUCUAUGGAGCCUGACCAGGAGGCCGCUCCAUCUGCCCCUUCUGCGGCGCCGUUGUUUUGGGUCGGCUUCUGGGAUUAGAUCCAUUGUCCUGGGUGGUGGUCCAAACAGAGGAUCCGCUUCGGGAAAGUCGUAUUCCUGGUCAUAAUGUUGGUAAGUUGACGUCACUCUUAUAUCAAAUAGUUCUUCCCGGCUGUAUGUAAUAACACUUAAUAUUUCCUGGGGUAACAAUAUAAGAAAUAAUACAUAAAAAAACGAAAUACUGCAUAGUUUCCUAAGGACUCGAACCGAGACGACCAUCUCUGUCAGCGCCAUCCUACACAUGUAAACGUGUGCGAUUUAUGAUAAAUGUACCUAUGAUCCCUCUCAUGUAGGCUAGCUAACCUAAUGAUUAUGUGGCUUAAAAUUAGUCUUACAUGACAUUACCAGAUUUUUAUUUAGCCUAGCCCACAGUAGCCUAACCUAUGAAUAAGCUGAUUCUAAUGUCAAAUCUUAGGCCUUGCAUUCAAAAGGGGUUUACAGUGAUCAUUCAAAUAUACGUUUCCUAUUUGUUGUCCUAGAAGCAGAUAAUAAACACCUUAUUUAAGACAGAGCUCCCUAAUGCGUGGAGGAUUACAGUGUUUCCCCUAAGGCUAUUAACUCCUCAGCAUUCACAUUGUCAUGGUUAGAAGGGAUCCAGGUUUUGCCAGAAUUGACUAUUUGUAGCAGGUUUAGGAGAAGUUAUGCAGCAGGUUCGGAGAAUAAACGUGGCAGGCUAGGAGAAUUAGGUUAAGGUUAGGAAAAGGGUUAGCUAAAAUGCAAAAAAAAAAUAAGAUCACCUUUUGAUGUAAAAUUGACAAAAGCUGGAUCCCAUCUAGACAUGACCCAUUCACAUGGUAUUAUAUCCCUCUGGAGGAGAUAGCCAGGACACAUAAUCUUAUGAGAGACUGACACAGCAGGAUAGGCUGCACUGCAGGCCGCUAGAAAGGCUACUGCUAGGCUACUACUCCGUAUGAAGGAAUGACAGCCAGAUUGGGAAUUUAGCCUUACGUGCCAGUCUUCUAUAGGCUCAGAAUAGUGACAGACUGUCUAUUACUGACCAGAUCAAGAGCAACCAGCAGAUUUGGAGGAGCUCACACUACAUGGAAUCUCUUGUACUUCAGGUACUGUACUUGUGUCACUCUGUUUAUGUUGUGCCAUGAUAAGAGCUAAGGCAUAAUCAUUUAUAGUGCUAUCAUUAUCUACUAUUGUCUUUGAAUAUUCUCAAAUUAUACUGUCCUCAAACAUUUUCAAUUACUUUUUGUUGUUUCCAUCUUCCUGUUUGUUGUUUUUGACAGAUCCCCAUGUUGACUGGUUAGGAGGAGGACCAUGCAGUGUGAUGCCCUCUCUCUUCCCCUGGGGUAGGAACUAUGUUUGCAACUAACCAUUAUAGAGCCAAAGUAGAGCUACAACAUGCUACCCUCCUGCAGUACUUGACAGCAUCAGGCAGGAUAUUCAUGUCACAGGUAAGAAGGGGAGAGGAGGGAGUGUAUGUGUUGGGUAAAUCGCUAAAAGUGAAGUGUUGGGGGUUUUCUUGUCACGUUCCUGACCUAUUGUUCCUUUUUCUGUUAUUUAUUUAGUUGGUCAGGGCGUGAGUUGGGGUGGGUUGUCUUUGUGUGUUUUGUCUAGUCUAGGGGUGUUGUAUGUGUAUGGGGUAGAGAAGAGUGAGGUUGUCUAGUUAUGUCUAUGGCUGCCUAGAUUGGGUCUCAAUCAGAGACAGCUGUCAUUCAUUGUCUCUGAUUGGGAGCCAUAUUUAAGGCAGCCAUAGGCAGUAAGCUUUUGUGGGUAGUUGUCUAUGUUGAACGUUUGUUGCUUGUCUGUGCACUUACGUUAUUUAGCUUCAUGGUGUUUUGUUAGUUUGUAUAUAGUGUUCGUUUUGUGUUUUCUCUCUCUUCUCAAUAAAAGAAGAUGUAUUUUGCACACGCUGCGCCUUGGUCCAAUCUGUCUCAAGAAGACGAUCGUGACAUUUAUUUUGUAAUUUUUGGUACGUGCACGGAAAAGCAAAGUUUGAACUCACGUGAUCCGUAGCCAACAACAUGUUAAUCAGUUGUUCUAAUGUGUGGUUGUUUCCUUCCUUACAGAAUCAAUCAUUAAACACAAAGAGUAUUCUGUUCCCAGUCUUCUACUGAGCUGCUUUGCUUUGAUAGAGUAUGAAAAAUAUAAACAGUGACUGUUUUGUUUCAAGGUUGGUGGUAGAUGAAAUGAUUGAUAAAUGAAAACUGGAAAGUGGAGUGGAAAGUGGAUCAUAAUACGGAUAUCAACUGUAUUCCCUCUGAAUAAGGCAAAGGAAAACUGUAGUAUUCUAUAUCAUAAAUAAAAUGUGAGAAAUCCUGUUUAUAUGAAUAACACAAUAUCAAUGACAUGUGGAUUAGUCCAGAGUUUGUGUGUGUGUGUGUUUUAUUUACUUUAUUUAACCUUUAUUUAACUAGGCAAGUCAGUUAAUUAAGAACAAAUUCUUAUGUACAAUGACUGUGUGUGUGUGCGUGUGCGUGUGUGUGUGUGUGUGUACGUGCCUACGUCACUCACUGGCAGAAGUAGCAUAAUAUCAGGACUGAUCUCAUAUGGCAGGUGUCCACACAUUAGCCACUCUUCUCUUCUUCAGAUAAUAAUUGUUUUAUUACUUUAUGCUCUAUGACUUAAUCAACUUAGCUGUGACAUUUAAUUGUACUGGCAUUAGUUGAAAACAAAGAUAGCUGGUGUGGAAAUGUGUGUUUUAUUGUUCACUAGAUCAAUAGCCGUCUUCUCUCUGCGCUCUUCAAAUCAAAAGUAGUUUUCCAAAGUGAGUUAUAGAGGAAGGAGAGGGCAGGGAAAACAAAAUUAAAGUGGGUUCCCAACACUUCUGACAUUUCUGCACCUCAGAGCCCCUCCAAAAAUAGCAUAUUGAUACGAAUUCAUCCAAUGGUCAAUUGAAAUUAGGUCUAGAGUGAGGAAAAGCAAUGUGUUCUGUAAGUGCUGUAUGCAAAUUAUUGAUCAAAUGUGUUUGACGCAGCUUGUGACUAAAUUCCAAAUCUGUCUGUGAAUGAACUUUUGUAAAGUUGAAUAUUCCAACUGCAUGUUACACAUUAUCAGUGAGAAAAUCUCUGAGUGCACUGAACAAAAAUAUAAACGUAAGGUGUUGGUCUCUGGUUUCAUCAGCUAAAAGAUCCCAGAAACAUUAUUAUUUCGGUUCAUUUUUUUUUUUACAUUCCUGUUAAUGAAUUGUUAGAGUGUUGGGCCAGUAACUGAAAGGUUGCUAGAUCAAAUCCUAAAAAUCUGUCGUUCUGCCCCUGAACAAGGUAGUUAACUCACUGUUCCUAGGCCAUCAUUGUAAAUAAGAAUUUGUUCUUAACUGACUUGCCUAGUCAAAUAAAGGUUAAAUAAAAAUUUAAUACAAAUCGGAGAUAUCUACUGCAGCCUUCAUCCUCCACAUACAACACCCGUUCUGCCAGUCACAUUCUGUUAAAGGUCCCCAAAGCACACACAUCCCUGGGUCGCUCUUCUUUUCAGUUCGCUGCUGCUAGCGACUGGAACGAGCUGCAACAAACACUCAAACUGGACAGUUUUAUCUUAAUCUCUUAAUUCAGACUCAAUCAUGGACACUCUUACUGACAGCUGUGGCUGCUUUGCGUGAUGUAUUGUUGUUUCUACCUUCUUGCCCUUUGUGCUGUUGUCUGUGCCCAAUAAUGUUUGUACCCUGUUUUAUGCUGCUGCCAUGUUGUGUUGCUACCAUGUUGUUGUCAUGUUGUGUGGCUACCAUGCUGUGUUGUCAUGUGUUGCUGCCAUGCUAUGUUGUUGUCUUAGGUCUCUCUUUAUGUAUUGUAGUGUAGUGUUGUCUCUCUCGUCGUGAUGUGUGUUGUCCUAUAUUUUAUUUAAUUUAUUUUUAUUUUGAACCCAGCCCCCUGUUCUUAACUGACUUGCCUAGUUAAAUAAAGGGUUAAUUUAAAAAAUGUAAUAAACAUAUCUGUAUUCCCAGUCAUGUGAAAUCCUAAGAUUAGGGCCUAAUUAAUUAAUUUAAAUUCACUGAUUUCCUUAUAUGAACUGUAAUUAAGUAAAAUAUUAAAAAUUGUUCUAUGUUACGUUUAUAUUUUUGUUCAGUAUAAAUCAAACAGUAUGAUUCAAAUAAAACACAUUUUAUUGUACUUGGGGAAAUGCAAUAUUUAUUAUGGCCCAGCUGAAUGCAUAUUCUCAUUAAAUCGUUAUAAUGUUUUUAAACACAAAAGAAUACAAGAGUUAUAAAACAGUCUCUCAUUUAGAAGUUAGUGGUUUGUCACAUUCCACUGAGCUGGGUGUUGGUUUCUGUGAAUGUUUAAUCAUGUGUGUUCUCCACAGGAGCAGCGGAACAGCCUCAGUCACAAUCAAAGAGACACUAGCUGGCUGAGCUCAGAGGACCACGCUCAACACGUGGAGCUGAACGAAGAACUUAUUAGUCACAGACUCAAUGACACCAGGGACAGAACCCUCAGAAGAAGCAUCUGUUAAAGCGCUCUAGAGAGCACAUGGAAGACACAGCCACUGGAGCCACUGAAGUCACUGUACAGAGCUCCAUAGACAACACUAAAGACAGCGAAACCACAGCACCUGAGCUCCAAAGGGACCCCCACUGCAGGAUGGCUUCAACACCGUGACUGACUCUAGACCCUCUGGAGUUCCAACAGUACAGCUGGGAACCAGAGCUAAAGACCAGAAUAAUAGGAUACUAAACUCAUGUCUCAAAGCCAUUAUUAUGUGGUUGUGUGUGUUGAUUUGUGUGUGUUGUGUGUAGCAUUGUGUAGUUUUGUGUGUGCAGUUGUUCAUUAGCGGAUGUUCCAGACAUGGCCAGCAUGGCGAUCCAGCUGCUGGGCUUCUUCCUGGGUCUGCUGGGGCUUGUGGGUAGUGUAGUUGCUACAGUGCUCCCCCACUGGUGGCGGACGGCCUAUGUGGGCUCUAACAUAAUCACAGCCACUGCAUACAUGAAGGGGCUCUGGAUGGAGUGUGUGUGGCACAGCACGGGUAUCUACCAGUGUGAAGUACAUCGCUCAAUGCUGGCUCUGCCACCUGACCUGCAAGCGGCACGAGCGUUGAUGUUGCUGUCCUGCCUGACCUCCACCCUGGCAGCCCUCGUGUCCUCUGCAGGGAUGAAGUGUACCCGCUGUGCCCGCGGCUCGUCCAUCAAGCAUGCCCUGGCCAUCAGUGGAGGGGUCUGCUUCCUGUCUGCAGGCAUGCUCUGCCUAAUCACUGUCUGCUGGACAACCAAUGAUGUCAUCCUCGACUUCUACAACCCCAUCCUACCUGAAGGUAUGAAGUAUGAGAUUGGCAUGGCGGUGUAUUUGGGCUACGUCUCAGCCUGUCUUAGUCUGAUGGGAGGGGUGGUGCUCUGUUGGAACUGUGAGGGGCGGCCCAGGAACCACCUACAUCUACCUCAUCAUCGCCACCCUUGUCCUCCCCUCGUCUUCAAAACUAUAAACACCCCCAACAACCCAGCACCCCCUUACUAUCCUCCUGCCGCCCUGAAAGGGAACUACGCCACCUCACGCACCUCACUGUCCAGCAAUGGCUACAGACUCAAUGACUACGUCUGAGGGAUGGAGUACACACUCAAUGAAUGCUCCUAGUGUGUAAGUGCAAACACUCAAUGAUUAUGUCUGAGUGUGGCAGAUAAUAGAGACUGAUUGAGGGAAGUUCAAACUCAAUGACUACAAAAUAAAGACUCAAGUUACUUUUAAGUGAGCAAGUACUCAUUGACUUUCCAGCAGACCUUCAGAGAGUCAGUGAGGAUCAGUGUGGUUUACGGUGUUGAUAUGUUGUUCAGGUUGUGUUCUUCUUCUCUAGGACUGCACACAGGCUAAUCCUGUAUUACUUAUCCUAUUGACUUUGUAUGUUUACUAUAAGAGCCGAAAAACAUUAACAUUCACAUGUAUUAUUUGUUUCCGUUUCAUUGCUCAUAAAUUAAUGGCUGUUGUGAAGCACUUCCUGUCUUUAUAGUUUUAUAGUCUCAUAUUUGUAAACUGCUUUAUACUUAUGCUGCUACUUUAAAAUACAAAGUCACCAUGGUGCAACAGACUACGUUUGAGCUUGAAUGUGGUGGUAGGAUGCUCGCUAUGUGCAUUAGCCUAACUGGACUAAAGCACAGAAACUUCUGGGAAAUAUGAUCUGUGCCAGGCCUACGAUGACCACACGGUGGCACCAACAGUCUGUCUAGGAGGUGAGUGGCGUUCACUGUUCAAGAAGGAAAGACUAGCCAAUUGCUUGGCAGAUAUCAAACUUGGCCUGGGUUGAAGACAGGCAGCUUAGAAAAUAGUUUAAUUCAAACACAGUCAAUGUUUAAAUGAAACUGCUUUUCAAAAGGUUCCUAGAAUUUCCAUGAACUAUGUCCAAUUCCUAUAUCAAUAUAUCCAAGUAAAACUCCCUUUAAAAUUGUAUUCAUCUUUUAAACAUUAAUUUUGACUGCCAUUUUAAGUUCGCUAAAGGCUCUAUUUGAUCAUUUCCCCGCAGUCCAAGUCAAUUCAUUAUUGUUGUCUGUCUCCUGUUGCAGGCCCUAUUAGCCACGGCAGGCGCGCGGACAUGUUUAGGAGUUGUUUGUGUAUUCUAAAGCUAUCCAAUUUAGAUGCAUCCUCUCUCUGGCAGACCGUCAACAUAAAGCAAGGUAAAUUAGACGGAGCUGUCAGAGGAACAGGUAAGUCAGCUGUCUGGUAGCCUAUUUAUUAAAUUGGUCAACAUGUUCAGUCUAAAUAUAGAAAUGAAAAAUGCCUUUCCAAUCUUCAAUGAAAAAAGAGGUCCAUUGCUCUUUGAAAUUAGACAAUGCCUAUAUGAAAUGUGCACUGAAAUGAGUAAAUUGCUUGAACAGACUGAAAACCGAUACAUUCAAAAAAGGAGGUGUUCAACAAGGGUUCUUCUAAGAUCCUCAAAGUCCUUUGAAGAACCUUAGGUUUCUUGGCACUGAAAUUGUACCCAAAAGGUUAUUCCAAGAACCCCAUAGAACCCCAUAGGAGGUGGGGUUCAUCGAGGAACCUCUUUAGUUGGUGGGGGUUCUUGCAGGAAUCAAAUUGCCCAACAGAAACAUUUGGAUUUGAAUUUGAAAGGACAGCAGGUUCAGUCACUUAACUGAAACAUGUAAAGAUCUCCUCAAUGUAAGGUAAAUGUCUCUUGUAUGAUCUAAAUUGAUAUUGUUAUUUUCAUAUUUGUGCAACUCUUUCCCAAACAGAAAAUGGACACAAUU
This is a messenger RNA of Salvelinus fontinalis (brook trout), 7777 nucleotides long. Its product is annotated as claudin-14-like. NCBI's taxonomy places the organism in Eukaryota, Metazoa, Chordata, Actinopteri, Salmoniformes, Salmonidae. The coding region runs from base 5394 to 6140 and encodes 248 amino acids. Gene Ontology annotation, cellular component: plasma membrane; bicellular tight junction. The record is from RefSeq and is a predicted model, not a curated record. Gene Ontology annotation, molecular function: structural molecule activity. Gene Ontology annotation, biological process: bicellular tight junction assembly; cell adhesion. The transcript is spliced from 3 exons.